Molecule: messenger RNA, 210 nt
Organism: Penicillium crustosum
Lineage: Eukaryota; Fungi; Ascomycota; Eurotiomycetes; Eurotiales; Aspergillaceae
Exons: 2
Coding region: 1-210 (69 amino acids)
Source: RefSeq, a predicted model, not a curated record
AUGCAUCUCACCAUCCUAUCACCCCUACCAUGGCUCUUUCUGCAAACUCAAGCCCUACCGACAAACAACACCCUGGAAAGCUUCAUGAUUCCCGAUUUCAUUCCCGUUCCUUCGGGCGCAAACUACAAGCUUUGUACCCAGGGCUGCUGGCCCGCUGCUCUCCUCUGCUCGUCUCCUACUGUACCCUCUACUCGAGUGGUACACACGUAG